AUGCCCGAAUCGGCCGGCAGGUGGCGCCCAGCGGUGGGCUGCACCCCCGCGCGGUCUGGGCCAGGUAGACUGGAAGGGGCGGAGGUAACCGGGAGCGGGCAGCGGAGGCCGCCCGGCGUCCCCCACCCGCUCCACGCCGCGCUCGCUACACGCGUGCGGGGAAGAGGACGCGGCCAGCUGCCUUCCGAGCUCCGGCGCCGCCGCUGCUUCUCCACCAGGAUGUGCUGUGGGCUGGGGACCAGUGGAAAGGACCCUCGACAGGAAACGCGCCCCGGGAUUGCUCGACUUCUUUCCCGGCCAGUCGCGCUCGCGCUUCCCACACCUCGCGGGCGCCCGCGGGACCUGUUGGGCAGGGGCCGGAGAACCCCUUUCGUCCCCUUCUCCCCGCGGGGAGUAGGGAGGGGACGCGACGACUCCUGCGGUACACGGUGGGUUCGCGUCCUGCACCCCGAAUCCCGGACUGAGCGCAGCGCGCGCCGAGGGGCUGGCUCCGCGGAGACCCCGGGUCUCCCGGAUGCCAGGGGUUUGCAGCGCGGAGAUCUGCCUUCUGAGGCAGAGUGCGUUAUCCGCCGGCUGAUCUUCGCAGCUUGA
Rangifer tarandus platyrhynchus (Svalbard reindeer) is the source of this 591-nucleotide messenger RNA. The record is from the annotation of a GenBank genome assembly. Lineage: Eukaryota; Metazoa; Chordata; Mammalia; Artiodactyla; Cervidae.